Molecule: messenger RNA, 1357 nt
Organism: Aaosphaeria arxii CBS 175.79
Lineage: Eukaryota; Fungi; Ascomycota; Dothideomycetes; Pleosporales
Product: P-loop containing nucleoside triphosphate hydrolase protein
Exons: 2
Coding region: 280-1257 (325 amino acids)
Cellular component (GO): cytoplasm
Source: RefSeq, a predicted model, not a curated record
CUCGUUCGUUGAUCUCCGCAACCUUCAGAUCUGAGACGGUGUUUCAAUUCCCACGUCCGCGGCCAAGGGAAUCUGGGGUCUUAGCCUAGCACUUAAGUUGAAGGACCUUGAAAAGAAGCUGCAUGCCCCGGGAUUUUUGUGGUGACUUUGUAACCGAUUAGAAUUGGAGACACAAUCACAAUACCUUGUAUCCGCAAAACUGGUCACCUUCAUAGAAAACCCUUGAACCUCUAAAAUCCAGGACCACUCGUGACACACACACCCUACACCCCCCUCACAAUGGCAAACCUCGACACCAACAUCCGCACCGUCCUCUCCCACAUCCUCCCCACCCUCACAGCCCGCCUCUCCUCCCCCAACCCAAACACCCCCAUAAUCCUCGGUAUAACCGGCCUCCAAGGCAGCGGCAAGUCAACCUGGGCCUCCCACAUCGUCUCCAUCCUGUCGUCGCCCCCUUACAACCUCUCCACCAUCACCAUCUCCCUAGACGACCUGUACAAGACGCACGCGGACCUCGUCGCGCGGCGCGACGCGGACCCUUCCAAUGCUUUGUAUCGGACGCGGGGGCAACCAGGGACGCACGAGGAGGAGCUUGCGAGGAGGUUUUUCGGGGAGCUGAGGGCGUGGGAUGGGGAGGGGGAGUUGAAGGUGCCGAGGUUCGAUAAGAGUUGUUUUGGUGGCGAGGGGGAUCGCGCACCGAGGGAGGAGUGGGAGGUCGUGGAGAGGAAGCCGGAUGUUGUGGUUUUUGAGGGGUGGUGUGUGGGGUUUCAGGCGAUUGGGGAGCGGGAGAUUGUGGAGAAGAGGGAGAGGGCGGAGAGGGAGAAGGGGAGUGGAGAGGAGGAGUUGUCGAUUACGACGUUGGCGGAUCAUGAGGUGAAGCAUUUGAAGGAGGUGGAUGAGGGGUUGAUGAGGUAUAGUGAGGCGUUUAUGGGACCGGAGCAUUUUGAUUUCUUGGUGCAUAUCGAUACGGACGAUUUGAGGAAUGUGUAUAGGUGGAGGUUGCAGCAGGAGCAUGCGAUGAUUGAGAAGAAGGGGUCCGGGAUGAAGGAUGAGGCGGUCGUCGCGUUCGUGAAGGGAUACAUGCCUGGUUAUGAGCUGUAUCUGGACGGGUUGAGGAAAGGGUUCUUUGAGCCGGGUAGCGGAAGGCAGGUUAGAGUUGUGUUGGACCGAGAAAGGAACGUCGAAAAGGUGGAAGUCAUUUGGGGGAACCCAUAUCCAAGCAGCACACAUCCAGUUGAUGAAGGUCAGAGCAGAUAGUACUAAAUGUCUGCCUUAUCGCGUAAUGAGGAUCGAAGCGUAAGCUGAACACGACACAUCACGAUCCAAAACAUAGAGUCAAACACAUAAACAUGUAUGU